AUGGCUUCGAACUAUAUCACCAAGGUGGCCAUCGUCGGGGCUGGCGGAAACAGUGGAAAAUUCAUGACAGAAGCCCUACUCAACACUGGCAAACAUACUGUCACAGCCCUUGCACGCGCUGGCAGCCAAAACAAGCUCCCAGCCGGGGUAAAUGCCAAGAUAAUCGACUACAACAAGCCAGAGACCAUUGUCGAGGCUCUCAAAGGCCAGGAAGCUCUGAUCAUCACACUUAGUGGGGGCACACCCCAUGAGGUUGACCUCUCCCUCGUACAAGCCGCUGGAGAGGCGGGUGUUCGAUGGAUCCUCCCAAAUGAGUGGGGGCCAGAUAGUGCGAAUCCGGAUUUCAUUAAGGAUAUCGCGAUAUUCCAACCAAAGGAAGUAACCCGCAAAGCUAUUGCAGACCUCGGCAAAAGCUCUUAUAUCUCUGUUAGCACAGGGUUUUGGUACGAAUGGAGCUUAGCCAUUCCAUCAGCCUUUGGUAUCGACUUUUCCAACAAGACUGUGACGUUAUUCGAUGAAGGCGAGACCAAGAUCUCAACUUCAACUUGGCCACAGGUUGGUCGAACCAUUGCUGCUCUGUUGAGUCUACCCAUCCAGGCUAAGGGGACUUGCCUUGAGAGUCUGAGGAAUCAAGUUAUCUAUGCCGACUCCUUUACUGUCAGCCAGAAAGAUAUGCUGGAAUCUGUGUUUAGGGUCACCGGGACCACAGACAAGGAUUGGACUAUCACGAAACAGUCGGCCAGAGAGAGAUAUGAGAACGGAGUGAAGGACAUGCAGGGAGGUGAUCGGAUUGGCUUUGUGAAGUCACUAUACACUCGGGUCUUCUUUGACGAUGGUUCUGGCGAUAUCACACCUAAGGGAACGCUGAAUGGGGUGCUUGGUUUGCCAACGGAGGACAUUGAUGAGGCAACGCAGGUGGCCAUUGACCGAUCCAAGAGCUCUCCGUGGAGUUAA
Penicillium salamii is the source of this 954-nucleotide messenger RNA. NCBI's taxonomy places the organism in Eukaryota, Fungi, Ascomycota, Eurotiomycetes, Eurotiales, Aspergillaceae. The record is from the annotation of a GenBank genome assembly.